This is a messenger RNA of Miscanthus lutarioriparius, 387 nucleotides long. NCBI's taxonomy places the organism in Eukaryota, Viridiplantae, Streptophyta, Magnoliopsida, Poales, Poaceae. The record is from the annotation of a GenBank genome assembly.
AUGGCCACCUGGAAGUGGUCACAACAGCGACCAGCGGAGGCGCCCUCGCGGCGGCCAGUGGCAGAAUGCGACGGCACUACGCGGUGUGCUCUCGCUGGUGACCCCACGCCUUCUCCCUGCCAGACGGCUGCUGGUCUGCACCGCACAGAGAAGAGCGGAGGGCUUUCGAUGGAGAACGAGGUGGAGGGAUGCGCCUCCCCAACCGUCGCCUGCAGGGAAAAUAGCAUCUCCACCUCCCGUGGGGGAAACCGCAUGCCCGAGAUCCCCGACGUAGCGGACGAGAUCGAGGCCCUCCGCGCAGCGAAGCGCAACGUGGAGGAGCUACGAAGGGGUGCAGGGCUGGAUCAGCUACAGAUCGCGCAUCUCCCGCACCCGCUGACGUGCUAG